AUGUUGUCUCAUAAACUUAUUAAUACUGGUAUAUUACGAAAUACCUCCAGAAUAUCGGUGAAUCAAUGGUCAAAAUCAUUUUCGACCUCAAUAAUCUCUUCCAACCAAUACGCUGAUUUUAUACCUGCCAAUGCUGAACAAGAACAAUUUUUAUCUAGACAGACUGAGAAACCAUUAUUUUCUAGAAAAACCUAUUUAAUUGAUUUUUACAAGCAUUUAUACGAUAGCAAUGAAAUCUUAUUAUUUGUUCACCAUAAUAAUUUAAACAAAUCUGACAAUAAUAAAUAUCGACAAGAAUUGAUCAAAUCAGGAGCAACUUUACAUGUUAUUAAAUCUAGUGUAUUUAAGUUAUUAUUGAGAUCUAUCAAUGAACCUGACCCAGCACAAAAGGGGUUAGCAGCCAAGAAUAAAGAUAAAGUUCAUGAUUUAGAUCCAUUGCUUGCUGGACCAACAGCAAUUAUAACAAUCCCAAAGAGUGAUCCUCAAGUGGUUGCAUCAGUAAUGAAAGUUUUAAAGAGUGCCAAUGAAAGAUUACUUUUAAUUGGUGCUAAGAUUGAAAAGAAUGUAAUGAAUCUUGAUGAAAUCAAUCAAUUCAAGACCUUGCCUACUAAGGAAUCUUUACAAGGACAAUUAGUUGGAUUAUUGACUAUGGCUGGUGGUGCUGGAUUAGUUAGAACUUUGGAAACUCCUGCAAAUGCAUUAUACUUGAAUUUGGAUCAAAGAAAGAAAGAUAUGGAAGGCCCUAAACAAGAAGAAACAGAAAAUAAAGAGUAG
Messenger RNA from Candida dubliniensis CD36, 774 nucleotides. RefSeq names its product mitochondrial 54S ribosomal protein uL10m. NCBI's taxonomy places the organism in Eukaryota, Fungi, Ascomycota, Pichiomycetes, Serinales, Debaryomycetaceae. Gene Ontology annotation, cellular component: mitochondrial large ribosomal subunit. The record is from RefSeq and is a predicted model, not a curated record. Bases 1 to 774 code for a protein of 257 amino acids. Gene Ontology annotation, molecular function: structural constituent of ribosome. Gene Ontology annotation, biological process: translation. The transcript has a single exon.